AUGUCUUUCUUCAGUCGACUAUUUAAAUUUCGAAUAUUCAAAUUUCGUACGACUCUUGCCGAAGAACUUGAAGAUCUUCAUUCAGAGUCACUCCAUUUACAGCAUAGUUUAACUGAAAUACGUCUGCUUCAACGAAAAUGGACGAAAUUAUUUGCUAUCUAUGCUGUUAUUGCGUAUUUAAUUGUGAACAUUGUUUAUUUUACUCUUUUUCUUUCACAUGAUUAUAUUGUUCGUACUUAUGCAGUUCUGUUUUCUUUAACACUUGGAGCUUUACUUUAUGGAAUACAUUGGCUUAUCUGUUGGUAUUUUCGAACUACUAUUCAAAUGAAAGAAGAUCGAUUAGCAUUGUUCAAAGAUCGAAAACAAGAAUUGAUUGAAGAAGUAAAAAAUAAGGAAACAUAUGCAGUAGCUAAAAAUAUAUUAGAAAAAUAUGGUGAAACAGUAACAUCAGAAGUUCGACCAACACAAGUGGAAAAUAAUGAUAGAAAUCUACGUCAACGUGUAUCAAUCAAACCAACACCACCCGGUUCCAAUAAAUCUUCUACUCCUGUUCCAUCACCUAAUAUUGGUACAUUAGAAACGUUUAAUCCACAAGGAUCAGCAACUAAUGGACCAAAUCGUCCAACUUUUAAUGCUACACCUGGUAGAUUACCACGAGCAGUUUUACCACCACAACGAACAUUCUUGGGAACAAUUCUGGAUGCUAUUGUAGAAUGCAAAAUCGGUUGGAGUUUUGCAUAUUGUAGUUUAAUAUGUGACAAACGUUUACAUGAACGAUGGAAAUUUCGAUUUCGCUAUGCAUUAAUCUGUAAAUCUUGUAAUAGUCAUAAUGGGAUGGCAUUAGAAGAAGAAUUUGAAUAUAUAUCUUUUCGUUGUGCAUAUUGUAAUUAUUUUAAUAGUGCACGUAAACAAAAGCCUGUCUUUCAAGGUAAUAUUGUUGCACAUGAUCCUCAAAUAAUAACAAGUCAAUCACAAAAUGAAUCUAAUAUUGAACAUAGAGAAUCAUCUAAUUCUAAUGAAGAUAAUAUAUCAAAUAAUACAGAUUCGAAUGUCAUACGUCGAUCAAUUAAUAUCCCAGCUUCAGAAGAAACUAAUGAAUCUCAAUUUCGUUCUACAUUAGUUGAAAAACAACGAGAAAAUAAUCUCACAUCAUCAUCAUCCGAAGAAAAUUGA
Molecule: messenger RNA, 1173 nt
Organism: Rotaria sp. Silwood1
Lineage: Eukaryota; Metazoa; Rotifera; Eurotatoria; Philodinida; Philodinidae
Source: the annotation of a GenBank genome assembly